UCUCUCUCUCUCUCUCUCUCUCUCUCUCUCUCUCUCUCUCUCUCUCUUACUAUGAAGAUAAGUGUGACUUCAUCGGAGAUGGUGGGUCCAAAUGCAGAAACCCCAAGUGGGUGUAUGUGGUUGACGAAUCUGGACUUGGUGAUGCCGACAAACUACCACACCCGCACCGUCUACUUCUACCGCUACGACGUCUGCGCCGCCGCAAACUUCUUCCUCCCGAAGGUGCUCAAGGCGGCGCUCAGCCGUGCCCUGGUUGAGUUCUACCCUAUGGCGGGGCGGCUUGCGACGGAAAACGGUCGCAUUACAAUCAACUGCAACGGUGAGGGGGUGUUGUUCGUGGAGGCGGAGUGCGACGGAGAGAUUGACGAUAUGGGGGACUUCGCCCCCAGGCCGGAGCUCCACCUUACUCCGGCGGUGGAUUAUUCUCUCGGAAUUUCCACCUUCCCUCUGUCGAUGAUGCAGGUGACUCGCUUCAAAUGCGGCGGAGUUUGUUUAGGCAUUGCUCAUCAGCAUCACGCAGCCGACGGAUUGUCCGCUCUCCAUUUCAUCAACACAUGGUCGGAUCUAUCACGCGGCCUCGACAAGAUCGCGGUCCCACCUUGCUUAGAUCGAACGGUCCUCCGCGCCCGCGUCCCACCGCAUCCUAUGUUCCCGCACAUAGAGUACCACCGCCCCACCCCCACCACCACCACCGCCUCCGCCUCCCCUCAACCCGAAAUAAAAUACUCUUUCUUCAAGCUAACCGCCGACCACCUCAAAACCCUCAAAUCCAAAGUCAACGACGACUCCUCCUCGACCACCAAUUACAGCACGUACGAGGUCCUCGCCGGACACGUGUGGCGCUGCGUCACCACGGCCAGAAACCUGCCGGAGAAUCAACAAACCAAACUGUACGUCUCCACCGACGGCCGAUCCAGGCUCCGCCCGCCGCCGCCGCCCGGAUACUUCGGCAACGUGAUCUUCUCGGCCGCGGCCGUGGCCACAGGCGGCGAAAUCGGGUCGAAUGGCGUCGGGUUUGCCGCCGGAAAAAUCCGAGGGGCGAUCGCGAGAAUGGACGAAGAGUACCUGAGAUCGGCGAUAGAUUACCUGGAGAUGAAGAGUGAUGUGAUAGGGUCUAUUGCGCUGAACGAGAACACUUACAAAUGCCCGAACCUGGGAAUAAUCAGCUGGAUUAGGCUGCCGAUCUACGGUGCAGAUUUCGGGUGGGGUGAGCCGGUUUAUAUGGGUCCAGCUAGACCGUCUUCAGAGGGUAAAUGCCAUCUUUUGCCGAAUAAUACCGCCGGAGAUGAUGGCAGCUUAUUGGUUGCGAUCUCGCUGCUAAAAGAGCAUAUGCUGCUCUUUGAGAAGCUUCUCUAUCAGAUUUGAUGACAUGGCUUUUAUCUUUAUUUUAUAUAUAUAUAUAUAUAUAAUGUUUGUGUAUUUCUGGUAUGUGAGAUUGUGUGUGUGUGUGCCUGUGUGGACUGUGGACAAAAUAAUAGUGUUAAUUGCAAUCACUUAUUAGUAUUUUAUUCGCAUGGCCCCUGUUUUGAUGUAAAAAAAGAAAAACAAAUCAAAGAAGCUCGUUGUGUCUUUUUGAGGUGUUUAGUGUAUGUUAAUUUAAUCAGGGUUCAGGCUA
Messenger RNA from Erythranthe guttata (spotted monkey flower), 1615 nucleotides. RefSeq names its product shikimate O-hydroxycinnamoyltransferase. The record is from RefSeq and is a predicted model, not a curated record. NCBI's taxonomy places the organism in Eukaryota, Viridiplantae, Streptophyta, Magnoliopsida, Lamiales, Phrymaceae. Gene Ontology annotation, molecular function: acyltransferase activity, transferring groups other than amino-acyl groups.